ACUUUCUCGAUUUUACUUCCAAAUUCUUGCUAAAGCUCUGUGGUUUCGUGCGGUCUACGCUUUGUUUGAAGCUUCAACAACAAUUUCCUAAGACCGAAAUCAGAAAUUGAGGAGAUGUCUUUAGAAGGGACCAUGAGUGUAGUGGGGAGUGAGGUGAUGCCCUUGGAUUAUAGGAGCAUGGAUUUAGAGAGCAGUCCGUCUCCAACUAGUUCGGAGAGGACGGUGGAGGAGAGGAGGGAUGAAAGAGUAAUAGAGGAGGAGGAAGAUGAGAUCCCCUCGAACAUUUUGGAGGUUGGGAGUAGGGUAUAUGGGUGCUAUGACCCGGACUUAGAGGUAGUUGCUGAGGUGAGGGGGCCUGCCGGGGUGAAUGAGAGGGCAUGCUCAGCACCCCGAGACCAUUGGAUGCCCUUAUACGUCCAUUAUUUGAUUGCAGGGCUUAGGUUUCCUAUUCCAAAAUUACUGGUUGGGCUAUUAUUAGAUUACAGUAUAGGAAUAACCCAAUUGACCCCAAAUGCCAUAAGGGCUGGGGGUAGAGGGGAGAAGGGGUGCUACUACUUCGGCCCUCGGUCGUCCAGUAAAGGGAAUAGGAGUUUAUUCUCCUCUGGACUGUCAUCCAUCAAAGGAUGGAAAGAAAAAUUUUUCUUUAUGGAUGACACCGAGUGGAGUAGGGGGGAUGCCGAAGUAGAGCAAUUGUCUGCUUGGAAAGCUAAGAAGACCAAGCAGAACAAUUAUAAGUUGAAUAAGGAUGAGGUGGAGGAGGUUGAGAAGCUAGUGAGGGAGGAGGGAGACGUGGUAAAUAUCAUGUGCCUCACCAGUCCAGGGGCAAUAAAGGCUGCAGAGCUCUAUGGGCCAAGCUCAUUGAGCGAAGCUAAAAUGGACAGUUUUAUAAAUGCUGCUGGAGGACUGGCUAUCCCAAAGAAGCCAAGGAAGAAGUCAAAGACUUCAAUUGCGGCAGAAAAGGGGGUGGCAAAUAGGGAGAGACUGUCCAGCACCUCUGCCCGAGCUUUGGAGGUGCAGCCAAGGCCGGAGCCGGUGAUGGGGAGCAGUGAGGAGGCGAGCGAGGAGAGUUUGUUCGAGGCAACGAACACGAUCGGAGCUAAACGAUUCCUCAACGCCACGCUUCCUGAGGUGGAUAGGAGGCAAGCGAGGCAAGAGGCGAUGAGCCACUUGGGUGCCCGCGUUGUAAGGCACACCUUGGAGAGUGCGAGCUGGGUCAAUGCUCUUGCGCAGGAGUAUGUGGAGAGCAUAAGAGAUUGUGCCAGCUGGCAGAGGCAAUGUGAGGCCCUGCUAAAAGAAAAAGAGGAGUUGCAGAAGGAAAAGGAGGAGCUGCAGAAAAGGAACAAUGAUAUGCAGAGGAGACUGGACGAAGUGCUGCCAUCAAGGAGGAUUUUUGAAGAGAAACUUGAAGCUCAAGACAAGUAUAUAGAGAACAUGAAGAAAGGAGCAGCGGAGCUGAAGAAGAACGUGAAUCUACUGGUUCACAAUGGGAUGGAGGAGUACAUUGGCCGUUUCCUCAACUCCAGCGUCUUCGAGAACGUCAUCAACCUCUAUCGGCUGCCGACUGCGAUCGUGGCCUUCAUCGACUGUACAAAGAAGGUAAAGGCCCAGAACCCAAAGGUGGACGUGACGACAGUCACUUGUGGGGAACAAGAAGAAGGGGUGGAAGAGGAUGGUGAGAGCCUCUCUGCUGACUUCCGACCUCUGAUCAAGCUGAGGUGGGAAUGUGAUGCAGAGGGGCGUACUAUCUUCCCUCCAACCUUUGAUGCGGAGCUUGUGGUAGUGGAGGAAGAAGAAGAAGAAGAAGAAGCGGAAGGUGCUGGAGUGGAGAAUGAGGUAGAUCUGGCCGAAGUUCAACCUCCUGUAGCUCAUCCAGUCUCCUUUGAUGAAGUGCAGCAACUAGCUCCUCCUGAAGCGGAAGUGCUGCCUCUACCGGCUAAAGAUGAGCCACCUCCACCACCUUUUCUUGCUGAGGAGCAGCCUCCUCCGUCAGCAGAUUAGAUUAGGAUUUUAUUUUUGUGUGAUAGUUGUAAUGAACACUUUUGUACUUGAGAUCUUAUUACUUUAAAAAAUUUUGAAGUAUUUUUAAUAUCCAGUGUCUGAUGUCCAUUUAGUAUUUUUGAUAGUUGUUGUGUUUCAAGUGAGUCACUUCAUAUAAAAGGAAUGGACUUGA
Molecule: messenger RNA, 2170 nt
Organism: Rubroshorea leprosula
Lineage: Eukaryota; Viridiplantae; Streptophyta; Magnoliopsida; Malvales; Dipterocarpaceae
Source: the annotation of a GenBank genome assembly